AAACGUCAUCGCUCAUCCACUUCUGUCAAAAUCUCGAGUAAAAAAGUAAACAUUUUCCAGCCAAAAAUGGCUGGAUAAGAACCUUCGAAAUCCCUUAGUUCAAAUUUUAGUGCCCCAAGUACAAACAGACCAAAACCUAGAAAAAUUCACGGAACAGUCAGUUUUUUUCGCGCGUUGAUAUUUAAUAGAAACUGUGCUUUUUGUUAGUUGCGUCAUGACAUUCAGACCUUGACAUCUCAUCAAGGAUUAUUGGAGGUUUAUAUACAAAAUUAAUUUCCUUUUUAUUUGCACUUGGACGUGAAUGGUCGUCGUGAAAGUGAAGAUUUAAUUCUUUGACUUGAGGUUAUCAGAAUGACGAGUGUACGGUGUGGGAUUACAGUGGCAAAGCUUGCACAGGCUGUUCGAUCAACAAAAUUCCAGCAAGGUAUUUUAACUGCAAUCUACAAACAGCCCUCUCCACCACGACCCCUCUCGACAUGUGUCAUCCUACUAAAAUCGGCAGGCUCCGGGGAACCCCCUACAGGCACCCAACCCCCUUCGAAAGACGUAUCGGGGAGCGAUAGUGGCGGCGGUGGCGGUAAAAACAAAAACACCUUAUCCUGCCCGAAAUGCGGUGACCCUUGCACACACGUAGAGACAUUUGUUAGUUCAACUAGAUUCGUUAAGUGUGAAAAGUGUCAUCACUUUUUCGUUGUACUAAGCGAAGUGGACAGUAAAAAGAAAGAGGGCGUUGAUCAAAAGCAAGGUUUCUUUAGAAAGCCACCGCCGCCACCGAAGAAGAUCUAUGAUUAUCUUAAUAGACAUGUAGUGGGGCAAGAAUAUGCAAAGAAGGUAUUAUCAGUGGCUGUGUACAAUCAUUAUAAACGGAUUUAUAAUAAUACUCCAAAUGGGCAAGGGAGCGGGAGCUCUAGGCAGGAUGUGGCUGUUAUGGAGCAAGGGAUGCACCAGAAUGUCACACAUAGAGAUCUUCUUCAUAUAACAGGACUGGGGCACGGUUCAAUCGGUUCAAAUUUAUCAGGGCAAGAGUCACAAAAAGGCUCCGCUACAGGCUCUGAGAUCUUAGACAGAACGACCCACGAACUGAAGUUAGAAAAAAGUAACAUCUUGUUGCUGGGACCAACGGGAUCUGGCAAAACCCUUCUCGCACAAACCAUCGCUCAAUGCUUAGACGUUCCUUUCGCUAUAUGCGAUUGUACCACUCUCACACAGGCCGGAUAUGUAGGCGAAGAUAUUGAAAGUGUGAUCGGCAAAUUAUUGCAAGAUGCCGGCUUUAGUGUGGAGAGAGCUCAAAUUGGUAUUGUGUUCUUAGAUGAGGUGGAUAAAAUCGGGGCUGUGCCGGGAAUACACCAACUGAGGGAUGUUGGAGGAGAGGGGGUUCAACAAGGAAUGUUGAAAAUGUUGGAGGGUACUGUGGUCAAUGUGCCUGAACGAAAUUCGCCGAGGAAGCUUCGAGGCGAAACCAUACAAGUAGAUACCACCAAUAUUUUAUUCGUUGCUAGUGGCGCUUACAAUGGGUUGGAGCGACUAAUUCAGCGUCGAAACAACGAAAAUUACCUCGGUUUUGGAGCUCCCGUUUCCAGCGGCCAAGGAAGACGGGCUGUUUCCCAGCAGGCAACUCUCUACCAGUCUUCCCAGAGUGCGGAAGAAGAAAAUUUGGAGAAGGACGCAGCUUUGAAACAAGUGCAAGCGCGGGAUCUCAUAGACUUCGGGAUGAUACCUGAGUUCGUCGGAAGAUUUCCAGUCUUAGUGCCCUUCCAUAGCCUUAAUAAAAAUAUGUUAGUUCGAAUUUUAACGGAACCUAAAAACGCUCUACUGCCACAAUACCAGCGCCUGUUGGCGAUGGAUCAGUGCGAACUGACCUUUACUCCAGAAGCUUUAGACGCUAUUGCGUCUUUAGCGAUGGAAAGGAAGACAGGGGCUAGGGGUCUUCGAGCUAUUAUGGAGUCGCUUCUUCUGGAACCGAUGUUCGAAGUUCCGGGCUCCGGAAUUAGUGCGGUUCACGUCACAGAAGAAUAUGUACGAGGCGAAAGCGGUCCUAUUUAUGAUAAGAGAAGGGAUAUCGCCGCCACCGAAGUGAACGAAGAAGACGAUGUUAACACAUCUAUUAGAAUAAAGCAAUGAUGAAGGCUUCCCUCCGGUAGUACUAUUUGGCGCUUUUAUACAUAAAUCGAGAGUUCUUUUAUUUUUAAUCUGAUUUGAGUUAUAGGCAAUACUUUGGAGUACCCACUUGUAAUUUCUGACGUAAAAUAUAGACUUUAUGAUUUUAUUUA
Molecule: messenger RNA, 2270 nt
Organism: Zophobas morio
Lineage: Eukaryota; Metazoa; Arthropoda; Insecta; Coleoptera; Tenebrionidae
Product: ATP-dependent Clp protease ATP-binding subunit clpX-like, mitochondrial
Exons: 9
Coding region: 352-2121 (589 amino acids)
Cellular component (GO): mitochondrial matrix
Molecular function (GO): ATP hydrolysis activity; protein dimerization activity; zinc ion binding
Source: RefSeq, a predicted model, not a curated record